Molecule: messenger RNA, 1423 nt
Organism: Cladophialophora immunda
Lineage: Eukaryota; Fungi; Ascomycota; Eurotiomycetes; Chaetothyriales; Herpotrichiellaceae
Exons: 5
Coding region: 34-1281 (415 amino acids)
Molecular function (GO): O-methyltransferase activity
Source: RefSeq, a predicted model, not a curated record
CACCGAUUCCGCAACGGGCACACGGAAAGUAUCAUGGCGCCGUCCUCCUUGCCUGCGCAUGUUGACAUGGACGUCAUCUCCCGACUUUUGCAGGAUGUCAACGAACAUGUGCAGGCCUUUGGCUCGGGAGAUCUCAAGACUCGCGAGGCCGCGAUUGAGGCGUGUCGCUCGCUGGCCUCGGCCCUGGAGACUCCCAGCGAGGCGGUGGUGAGGAUGACAUGGGUUGAGCCCAGUCAUCUUGCCGCGCUGCGCAUGGCCGUUGACCUGCGGCUCUUUGAGCAUCUUGCAGCAGACAAUGGCUGUCCGAAAACAAGUGCCCAGAUUGCGGCAGCGUGCUCAGCAGAGCCUUGGUUGGUUGGGCGGAUGAUGAUGCAUCUCGCGGCGAUGAACACUCUUCGUCAAGUCGAUGCAGACAGCUACGUGCUGAACCCAUUUGCACAAGCCAUGACAAAAUCCAUCUUCAGGGAGAGCGUUGUUCUGAUGCACGAUAUCUGUAUCCCGAUCAACAUGAAGACGGCCGAGUUCUUUGCAGAGAAUGGCUAUACCAGCCCGACAGAUCCCCUCAAUACACCGGCGCAACAUACAUUCGAUGCGAAAGGCAAGACACAUAUCUUGGACAUAUUCGCGCAACGUGGGCAGACCCAGGGCCUUGCCAGUAUGAUGGCUACGUGGAUGCUCGACCGACCGCACUGGUCCGACGAUGACUUGGGAUUUUAUCCUGUGAAGCAGCGACUAAUACAAAGCACGACCGGCGACGACGAUUCGGUCUUCCUGGUGGAUGUUGGAGGCAGCGUAGGGCACGAUCUGGAAAAGUUCCUCGUUCGACACCCGUUCGACAGCUUCCCGGGCCACCUGGUCCUUCAGGAUCGGGCUGAAGUCAUCGAUUCGAUUCCCGAGAACAGCUUAAAGGCUGGCCUUCGCGCCAUGGCCCAUGACUUUUUCACCCCACAACCGAUAGAAGGGGCGAGAACAUAUUUUCUGCACAGCAUAAUCCAUGACUACCCGGACGACCGGGCACGGUUGAUUCUGAAGAAUAUCGCUCGAGCCAUGAAAAAGGGGCACUCCAAACUUAUCUUGUGGGAUUUCGUGCUUCCAGAAAGGGCCGUUGCCUCAACCCUGUCAGCUCUCGACUGGGAAAUGAUGUCCUUCUAUGCCGCGAGCGAGAGGUCAGAGGGUCAAUGGAAAGCGUUGCUCGAAGAUCCCGACAUCGGUUUGAAAGUCAAUGGGAUCUGGAGCUAUAGUCAGUUUGACCAAAGUGUGAUCGAGGCAGAACUGGCUUGAGGGCCACUCGUUGUUCUCUUCAUAUCCCGAUCAGUUUCCAGCGCGACUUCAGUGGGAAUAGAAGUAGAGAUACGCUCGUAUCUUUGACAUAUACCUUACUUUCAAACAUUGACCCGGCAGCUUGUGUCUCGAGCGAGAAGGA